This is a messenger RNA of Argentina anserina (silverweed cinquefoil), 870 nucleotides long. Its product is annotated as probable glutathione S-transferase. The transcript is spliced from 2 exons. Bases 52 to 732 code for a protein of 226 amino acids. Gene Ontology annotation, molecular function: glutathione transferase activity. The record is from RefSeq and is a predicted model, not a curated record. Gene Ontology annotation, biological process: glutathione metabolic process. NCBI's taxonomy places the organism in Eukaryota, Viridiplantae, Streptophyta, Magnoliopsida, Rosales, Rosaceae. Gene Ontology annotation, cellular component: cytoplasm.
AUACUGAAGCGGCUAAGCCAUCUCAGUCCAUCACAGUUUAUUCAAACUAAAAUGGCAGAAGUCAAGCUCUUCAGAACAUGGUCAAGUGCUUUUUCUUUGAGGAUAGUGUGGGCACUGAAGCUCAAAGAUGUCCCAUAUGAUACCAUCUUUGAAGAUCUCUCCAACAAAAGCCCUUUACUUGUUCAAUACAACCCCAUUCAUAAGAAAAUUCCAGUGCUUGUGCACAAUGGAAAGUCAAUUGCUGAAUCUCUUGUGAUCCUUGAAUACAUUGAGGAAACAUGGAAACAUAACCCUUUGCUGCCUGAAGAUCCUCACAGAAGAGCUGCUGCACGCUUUUGGGCCAGAUUUGGUGAUGACAAGGUUUUUCCGGCUGUUGCGGAGGCACUAUAUAGUGAAGGGAAAGAGCAAGAGGAAGCUACUGUAAAAGCAAAGGAGAGCUUCAAAUACUUGGAAGAAGAGCUUAAGGGAAAGAAAUUCUUUGGGGGAGAGCUAAUUGGAUUUGCAGAUAUUGCGCUUGGAUGGCUUGCACAUCACUUGAAUGUGAUUGAAGUGAUUGUUAACCAGAAGCUGCUACCAGAAGAUGAGUUCCCAUUGUUAUCCCAAUGGCAGAAAACUUUUGCAGAUGCUCAUAUAAUAAAAGAGAAUUGGCCUCCUCAAGACAAACUUGUCACUAAAUAUUCGGCUUUCCGCGAGCAUGAACUUGCCAAGAAGUUGGAGAAGGUACCUAAAUGAAACUUUUUUCACAACAAUGAUGGACAAAGGCAAGAGCCAAGAGAUAGAAGGAGUAAGAACCUGAAAAUUGUAAUUUUUCUUUUCAUUCCAUUAAGCCUGAAUCACUGUUAGGUGACAAAGCUCGCUUUCGUGUAUGCA